CUUACUAACUAGAUAUUUAGGAUGUUAAGUAUUUAACUUGUAUGCAAAUUGGCUUGCCGAUAUAAGUGUAAGUGAAAUAUCAAAAUAAAAGCUGGUCUAUAUAAUUUCCUCCUUUGGAGGGACUGUUUUUUUGCAGCUCUCCCUGUGAAAACACGUGGAGAGGAGCGCCAUCUAGUGAUGUUGUGAGGAAAUUACAGCUGUCAGGAGAUCAGAUUGAUGAUGACCAACAAAGUUAAGAACACAUUUGUGUGGGAAAAAAAAAAUCUCCAGCAUGGAGGGUCAAAAUACGCCAAACAAUCCUUUUUCAUUUUGUUUUACGAAGUUAUUUACAGAGAAGAUCAGUACAGGGUUUAACUUACGGAGGAGAAAAUAAAACUUUCACAGAGGUGGCCAGAUGGAGAUCACUGAUGAACUUCAGGGUGUCGUACCAGAAAUUAUAGGUUUUAUCACGCUGUUGUAUUUUAUUAGCAGAUAGAGCACAGGUGUUAAAAUGUGGCACCAACAGACAAGAAACAGUCGCAACGAAGAAAAUUCCCAGCUGUGACCAAUAACCAGAGGUCUGUUAGAGGACAUUAGGAAACAAACUUCACCAUAAACACCAAAGACCACAGCAGGUAGGUUACGGGAAUAAAGAUUUAGGGAAAUCUAACUCAGAAUUCGGCUAUAAAACAAAUGGACUUUAUAUCUAAAGUGAGGAUCAUGGACUAAUUAUAGAUCAUUUCUGUCAUGAUGUUCUGUUUGAAGAGGACCAAAAUGCAGAAAUGCUGAGGCAGAAAGUAGAUUCAAAGAUUUAAUGGAAAAAGAAAAAAUAAACUAAGACUUUACAAAAAGUAAUGGGAGAACAGGGAGCCAGAGGAGAACAAAAAAUAUCAGAAACAAAUAAGAAGCAUGACAAAUCUAAUUUAACAGGAGGAACUUAUAAUUAAAUUCAAGAAAUAAAUAAACACAAAUUAGAGUCACUGAGAAAAGAUUGAAGUAAAGUAAAAUAGAAAGAAGACUGAUGUAAUCAAAAUGAGAAUCUAAGGAACACAAUAAUAAUCAAAAUACCAAAGCAGCUCCAAGCAACCUAUCAUUUUUAUCUUUACAUUUAGCUUGUAGGUCAGAAUGUGACGAACAAGUAAAAUCAAUUAGACUUUUUAGAGUGCAGAAAAUGAGUUAAAAUUAUAAGAAUCAAGCAGGAAAGAAAACACAAAUUGUUGUGUUUCAGGUGUUUGUUUGGUGAAUUCUUGGUUAAAACAUGUUUGUUUUUCAUUCAGUGGGUGGAGAAAACAGACAUUUUACUCAAUUAAAAGUAGAAAUACUUUCUAAUAAAAUUACUCGAGUCAAAGUAAAAAGUACAUGUUUUCAAAAAAAGUUACUCAAGUAAAGGUAACUGAGUAAAUGUAACGAGUUACUCCACAACUCUGUGAAUAUUUCCCUCCAGUUGUCCUGGCAGGGUGCGGUGGGCGCAUCCCGUCUCCAAUGGCAACCCGAUAGAUCAGCUCCAUCGAUAUUCGCGUUAUUGGAAAGCAGGAGGCUUUUCGGGGAGGAUCAGCGAUGUGGACGCGCUGUGGAUGUCUGUGCCAGCUGCGUGCGUGCGUGUGCGUGUUCACCUUGCACUGAGAGGGAGCUCGGGUAUUUCGGAGAGGUGGAGAUGCUGCUUUGUCAUUGAGGACCUCAGCAGCAGCAGCAGCAGCAUCAGCCUCAUUAUUCUCCCACUCCGGCACGUCCGACGCUCAGCAUGCAGCAUCCUGAUGCGCUCCCGGCCGCGGUCUCUCUCUCUUUCUUUCUUUCUCUCUCUCUCUCUCUCUCUCAGCCCACCUGGAUUUUCUGGCGUUUCUCGUGAUUUUUCCAGCCUGGUAUGUGCGUGUUGACUGAAGCGGCUGCGUACCGUCGACUCAUGUCAAUGUUUGAGCCGGAGGAGAGCGGCACGUCCCAAGUGUCAGGGAAGAUACGACCCAUCCUGCGGAUGCGCUGUUGCUGCUUUGCCUCCAGCGGGAGCCCAACUGUGUGAGAUCCAUGAUUUAUCCCUCUGUUUUCUGGGGCUGUCCUAAGAGAGCCCCCGCUUCUUUCUCCUCUUCCUCCUCCUCUUCUUUUUUUAAUAAAUAAAAAUGGAAAGGUUCCAGUCUUCCAUGCGCAAACGGCUCUACAGCUUGCCGCAAAACAUUGUGCAAAAACCCACAGUGACUGACAGUGAAGGAGACAGCGGCGACAAGGACACCAGGAGGAAAAGUAUUCGGCUAAAACAUUUGUCCUCUCUGUCUCCCGCAAGCAGUUGCAGGAGCGUCGAGGAGGCCAGGAGCGAAGACUUGGACAGGGACGUUUUAGGGCUGAAGACCAACUUGAACGGGGACUGCCGCUUUUUCCGGAGCAGCAUCUCUUCCAUCACCGGGAGGCAUCCUGCGGGCUCGGAUCCAGCGGAGCAGCGGUGCCUCCUGCCGGAGACGGACGCCGGGGCCAGCGAGAGUUCACCCGGGGAGCCGGUGGCCCAGGACCGGGCGGCGGGCUGCGCACCCGGGCAGCCGUCCGUGUUCGACCAGUCAACUUUCAUCAAGUUGGAGGGCGCGGACCAGAUCAUACCCGAAGAUGACCGACUGUACCAGGCCGGCUUCAUGCACCGACAGUUCGGGGCAAUGCUCCAGCCGGGAGUCAACAAGUUUUCCCUGCGGAUGCUGGGCAGCGAGAGGGCCGUGGAGCAUGAGAGGGAACGCGUGAAGUCCGCAGGCUUCUGGAUAAUCCACCCGUACAGUGAUUUUAGGUUUUACUGGGACCUGACCAUGCUUCUGCUGAUGGUGGGAAACCUCAUCAUCAUCCCCGUGGGAAUCACCUUCUUCAAGGACGAGCACACGCCGCCGUGGAUCGUCUUCAACGUCGUGUCGGACACCUUUUUCCUCCUGGACCUCGUUCUCAACUUUCGCACCGGCAUCGUUAAGGAGGACAACACGGAGAUCAUCCUGGACCCGCACCAGAUCAAAGUCAAGUACCUGAAGAGCUGGUUCGUUGUGGACUUUGUCUCCUCCAUACCUGUGGACUACAUCUUCCUCAUUGUGGAAACUCGCAUAGACUCUGACUUUUACAAGACGGCCCGGGCCCUGAGGAUUGUCCGGUUCACCAAGAUCCUCAGUCUGCUGCGGCUGCUGCGUCUUUCCAGACUCAUUCGCUACAUCCACCAAUGGGAAGAGGUCUUUCACAUGACGUAUGAUCUUGCCAGUGCCAUGGUGCGAAUCAUGAACCUGAUUGGGAUGAUGCUGCUGCUGUGCCACUGGGACGGCUGCCUGCAGUUCCUGGUGCCAAUGCUGCAGGAUUUCCCUCCGGACUGCUGGGUCACCCGGAACAAGAUGGUGAAUGACACCUGGGGUCAGCAGUACUCCUAUGCCCUGUUCAAAGCCAUGAGUCACAUGCUGUGCAUCGGGUACGGCCUGUACCCGCCCAUCGGCAUGGCAGACGUCUGGCUCACCAUCCUCAGCAUGAUCGUUGGCGCCACCUGCUUUGCCAUGUUUGUGGGUCACGCCACAGCUCUGAUCCAGUCUCUGGACUCCUCAAGGAGGCAGUACCAAGAAAAGUAUAAGCAAGUGGAGCAGUACAUGUCCUUCCACAAGCUCCCCGCUGACAUGAGGCAGAGAAUCCACGACUAUUACGAGCACCGUUAUCAGGGCAAGAUGUUCGACGAGGAGAGCAUCCUGGAGGAGCUGAAUGAGCCGCUGCGAGAGGAAAUCAUCAACUUCAACUGCCGCAAACUGGUAGCCUCCAUGCCUCUGUUCGCCAACGCCGACCCCAACUUUGUCACCUCCAUGUUGACCAAACUGCGCUUCGAGGUCUUCCAACCGGGCGACUACAUCAUCAGGGAGGGCACCAUCGGGAAGAAGAUGUACUUCAUCCAGCACGGCGUCGUCAGCGUCAUUACGAAGAGCAGCAAAGACACCAAACUGACGGACGGCUCUUAUUUUGGAGAGAUCUGCUUGCUGACUCGAGGCAGAAGGACAGCCAGCGUGCGAGCAGAUAACUACUGCCGGCUGUAUUCUCUGUCUGUAGACAACUUCAACGAGGUGCUGGAGGAGUAUCCCAUGAUGAGAAGGGCCUUUGAGGCCGUCGCCCUCGACCGCCUGGACCGAAUCGGAAAGAGGAACUCGAUUUUGCAGCAUAAAGUCCAGCAUCACCAAAGCUCUGGCACAUUAAACCUCCACGAAACAGAAAUCAUCCAAAGAAUCGUCCAGCACGACCGGGACAUGGCCCAAUGCACGCAGCUGAUCCAAAGCAGCACUGCACAGAGUUUGAACGCGACCAUCGCUCCGCCGUCCCCCACCCCUCUCAUCUGGACGCCGCUGGUCCAGGCGCCGCUGCAGGCUGCCGCUGCCACCACGCCGCUGGCUCUAGCAUUGGCCCAUCACCGCCAGCUGCCUCCCAUCCUCUUCCACAGUCCUCUGGUUCCUGGUUCCUCCAUGAAGAACCAUUCCAGGAGGGUCCACAUGGGAGGCACCGCCUCCAGCAGCUUUGGUUCAGUUCCUGGCUCCCCGGUUAGCUCUGCUAAACCCAGAUCUGUGGUUGAGACGCCGACGUUGGGGUUUUCUUUGGCACAGCAUCACUUCACCACGGUUUUAUCACCCACGGUGAUGUCGCAGCCCGUCUUUACAAGCAGCCUACAGCCCACGCCGCAGCCUCUUUACCAGCCUCCUCACUGCGCCCCGGUCUUCCCCUCCUACACCUGCUCCGCUCAGCUCCACCCUCAGCCGUUCCUCGGUGCCAUGGCCGCUCCGCCUCAGCCUCUGGGUUUGCUACAGCAAGGGGCGCCGGGGAGGAUUUCGGGAAGAUUUCUAGCCCCGGCCAUCAGCCCUCUGAUCUGCAGCUCGGUGAACCCCAUCCUGAGCCAGCUGCAGCAGCCAUACCACCCCUCCAGCCUCAACAGAGCGACCAGCACAUCCAGCAACGUCAAUCUCCCACAUUUCCCCAUUAUAACCAGCAGGCAGCCGCCGUCUGCGGCCGGCGGAAGUGGGGUGGCCGCCUCUCUGGCGCAGCACACCCUGGCGGGUCUGCAGUCGGUUUUCCUCCCACAGGUUCUCCCUGAGCACUCGGCCCUCGCCUCCCUGGCGCAGUACGGCUCUGCAGAGGCCUCGCCGUGCUACACGCCGCCUCUCUGCAGCCCUGCCACACAGAGACGGACGGUUCAUCACGCCGAGCCGCCCGGCGCCACCAGCUUUCAGAGCUCCGCUCUGAGAGAGACAGCAGAGUCCUCGGCGGAUCUCUUUAUCCAGGAAAUAAAGACAAUCUCAGGCUCUCACAGCUAUUUACACCAGGAAAGGCCUUCGGUGGUGAGCGGCUCCUCAGAGGGGGUGUCGGGGGGCUUCCCUUCCCCCAUGGCGGUGAACAAACCCUACACCGCCAUCCCGGGUCAGGGUGCUCCUGCCAGUCGGACACAAUCAGGGCCUGAGCCUUGGAUCCGGCCCGCGGGCGAUCAAUCUCCAGUUAGAGUGUUAGACAGUGAACAGAAACAAUCCAAGCUUCCCUCCAACUUGUGAGUGUCAGACACACCCUCCUCAACCUGCUGAGCUGCAGAGGAAACCCCUCCAUGUUGGCAUUUUAAAGGGGACCUAUUAUGCAAAGUUCACAUGUGGCCCGUUUUUAUGCUUCCAUUUGGGUUUCCACUGCUUAUAAAAACAGCCCAAGUGCAUUAAAACAUCCCACCCAGAUAUUUUCUGGCAAUAAGUUCAUGUUUUUUGGAAAACGAGCCGUUUCAAAAUUCUUCUGAAUGUAACAUGACAAAUCAGCCUGUUACCUAGCAACCCCAGCGGAAUUCAGCCCAUUACCUAGCAACCAAGCAGAGCUCCAGCACAUUUGGUCAGCUGGUUUGGCCGCUGUAGAAUGGGUACUGGGAAUGACAAGUGUUUUGUUGUUAGCUUACCAUCCAGAAACCACUCGCUGCAUCCUUGUUGAUUGUGCAGGAGGCUCUUCUUCUGCUUUUCAAAGAUGUACGGUUGUAUAAUUGCACAUCUGUUUGAAGCCAUUUUCACAUGCGAGUGUAAACAUUGAGUUGGAGGCUGUGAUAGGCCCUAAAUCAGCUCAUUCUGCAAAAAGUAAUCUUGUCUUGUAAGAAUUAGUUUGAGGAGAAAUGUAAUGAACAUAUAAGCUGUUGAAGGAAGCAUAAUAGGUCACCUUUAAAUGUUAAUUUCAGUGCUGGGGGGGUGUGUGUUUUAAUCAGAUGAGAGAUCAGUUUAGUUUUUGUGGAUGAUGGAAGGAGAAACAUAUUUUUUCUACUCAACAGUUUCAUUAUGAUGAUAAAACCCAGAAGUAUUAAUGGGGUAUAUAUUUAAGACCUGAUAAGAAAUAUCACUUCUUAUAUAUACUAUAUUAUAUUCUAACCUUCCUCUGUGAUUUGUUAUUUAUUUGAAACCUCUUUUUUUUUGUUCCCUUUUUAGCUUCACCUCUUGAGCUGAAAAGAAUUACCCACAGUUGUAUAUUCAGUUUAUGAUUGAAACCAAAAAUGGCUUCCCUCUUGUUAGCAUCCUUUCCGGAGAAAUGCUGCUCACAGACAGUUUGUGCACUUUGCUCGUUUCAGAGAUCACUGCAGCGCGAAGGGUUUGGCGGCGGCGUGUCUUCCUAGAUAGAAAGCUUUCUCAGCAAUAUUGCACACCCGAACGGGUCACACUGAUCAGACUGCAUUUACAAAAAAAACAAAGCAAUGAAUGUAACAAUGUCAGUCUGAGGGGAAGGGAGGAUUUGGGAUUUGAAUGUGUGGAUGAACGUAAACAGACAAAAAAAAAAAAAAAAAAAAAAACCUGAGUUGAGGUUUGUGUGCCAUGAGCAUAGUAUGCAAUAAUCCGUGUUUUUAUUUUUAUGGACUUAUAAAGGUACUGUGAAUUAAAGCACUUGUGUCAAAUCAGUAAGAUUACUGGUAAAUCAAUCAAUUAAUUAGAAUAUAACAAACAGUGACUCAGUUCAAAAAGAGAAACUUAUAUACAUUCAUAACACAGAGAGAAGCAUUUGGACCCUUUGAGUUCAUUUUGAUUAUAGCAUACAGUUCAGUUUCUGCUUUUAAUACGCCGACAAUAUGGAGUAAUAGGUUCACCGUGAUAUUUUGUGGUUGUUACUGGCUUAUUUAUAAUAAAUUUGCAGCUUUUUGUAGA
Gambusia affinis (western mosquitofish) is the source of this 7097-nucleotide messenger RNA. RefSeq names its product potassium/sodium hyperpolarization-activated cyclic nucleotide-gated channel 3-like. The transcript is spliced from 8 exons. The record is from RefSeq and is a predicted model, not a curated record. Gene Ontology annotation, cellular component: membrane. Bases 2091 to 5492 code for a protein of 1133 amino acids. Gene Ontology annotation, biological process: potassium ion transport; transmembrane transport. Gene Ontology annotation, molecular function: voltage-gated potassium channel activity. NCBI's taxonomy places the organism in Eukaryota, Metazoa, Chordata, Actinopteri, Cyprinodontiformes, Poeciliidae.